GUCAAUGUCAUAAUAAUUUUCUAAAGGUGAGUUGAUCGUGCAGCGUUGCUUGACCCAGUGAGUGGGAAGUCAUAAGCUCGAGAUGCGGAUGCGGGGCUAAACCGGAUAAUGAAGUCCUAACGCGACGCACAGCCAUCCAUCGUUUUGUCCCAAACCCGGCCUCAGGAUACAUCCUCAUUGUCCCAUCCUCAGGCUGUUUGCACCGUGCUCUGGGCAAUCUUGCUUUCGUCGUCUUCAUACUGUAGUCGAAGAGUGCUGGGAUAUACUUGUUCGACUUCUCCGGCUUCCAUCUUUUACAAAUCCCGUGCACCUGACCAAGACGGUCCCCGCAAGGAUGUCCGCCUUGAAUCAAUUGAAGCAUCUUUUGUGGCGAAUUCAGUCGUCCCAACCUUCUCUCACCUCUUACAGUCCACGAUCACUCGCCGCCUUCGCCCUCACCGCAUUUGUCAUCUUGAUCCUCAUCGGACAUUGGGUUUUGUCCGGGCCACGGGGCUGGUUCAAUGGUCAUGGGUACGACCGGCCGAUAACAGUGGAGGAGCGCCUUCAGUACAGCGAGUGGAUAUAUCAGGGGAUGGUGAGAGAUCGGAUCAAGUUUGUGAACGACCUUGGUGGGGUAAACAGUGUGAACCCAUGGCCGUCCGGGUCAGGUUGGAGAGCGGAGUACACCCUCUGGGAUUUCUUUCUGCCCUCAUUCGAAUGCCCGCACAUGACCGAACGCAUCGGUAAGAUGGGCGACGGCGGCAAGUGGGUCUGUGGCAUGGACAUAAUCGGACGCAAACCAUCGCCGGUGCUCUAUUCCUUCGGCGUCAGCACGGACAGCUCCUUCGAAGCUGCAGUGCUGGAGCGCUUCCCAGGUGCACAGGUGUACGGGUACGACUAUUCGGUCAACUCGUUUGGGCCCCAAAUUGUCGACUCGCGUGAGCUCCAGGGACGUGCGCAUUUCCACAAAUGGGCGAUUGGCCCUAAGGACCAACAUGGGCCGGACUACGAUCCCAGCUUCCAGGUGUAUACCGUGGAGACCCUCAUGCGGCUAAACGGCCACUCCUUCAUCGAUAUCCUCAAAGUGGACAUCGAAGGGUCAGAAUUCGAGGUUCUCGCUGGGAUCUGCCAACACUACCUGGCGCAAGGGAAGCCCCUCCCCUUCGGCCAACUACAAGUCGAGAUCCACGCGUGGGACAGCAAGCAAUCAUUUGCGGAUUUCCUGGCGUGGUGGGAGUUGUUGGAGCGCGCAGGGCUGAGAGCGUUCAGGACCGAGCCAAAUCUGGUCUAUGUGAACCUGAUGGGCGCGAAACCCAAUCUUGCUGAGUACUCGUUCAUCAACAUCCGCGGACAUCAUGAGAUCGUCUCUCCCCGUUGAUUGGGUUUCAUCUUCACCUUGGGUGUUCCGCGGAUAUAUCCUACGUGGACUGGGUUGUGUGGGCAGGGGACUGGGGGCAGGCGACGUCUGCAGGAAGUGGGUUAGGGGAUAGACAGAAGCACGGACACGUCUCCCGGAUAGUACACUAUAUUUCCUACUGUGCCGUAGCAUAUACCUCUGAAAUUGAUAUCCAGCUGGAUCUGG
Messenger RNA from Dacryopinax primogenitus, 1561 nucleotides. RefSeq lists its product as uncharacterized. The transcript has 5 exons. The record is from RefSeq and is a predicted model, not a curated record. Bases 335 to 1357 code for a protein of 340 amino acids. Lineage: Eukaryota; Fungi; Basidiomycota; Dacrymycetes; Dacrymycetales; Dacrymycetaceae.